GGUUAGGUGUAUUUGUUAUACGUUUAACUGUGUCGGAACAGUUGAAGUAAAUGCUAAUAUUUACGUUAAAUAUGCAGUAAAUUAGUUUAUUUAUCACAUAAAUACUACAAAUUUUUUAAUUUUUUUCAAAUUAUCAAAAAAAUUAUUACAAUGCUCGCAUUGCAAGGAUAUGGAAGUAGUGAUGAAAACAGUGACAAUGAAAUCGAUGGAUCUGUUAAAAUUUUGAGCAAUAAAGAAAAUACAACUGUUAAUGAUAGCAAGACGGAUUUAAAAAAAAAUGAUACUAAUGAAAGCACAGCAUCAUUAAAACCUUCUGUAACUACACUAGCUGUAAAGGUUUGUGCAGCUCCUGAAGUUGUACCCACUGGGACAGAAUUAUGUACGUUUCAUGUAGAUCCAGAUGUAACAGAACUAAAAUUCAACCCUAAAUACGAAGAAUUGUUUGCACCGAGUGUAGGACCUGAGAAUCCUUUCAAAACUCAACAACAACGAGCCCCGAAAAAUAUUCUUUCUGGGUAUAUUGAAAAAACGCACAUUAGUGAAUUUCAAUUUGAAAAUCAAAGGAGAACAUUUGCCAGUUAUGGGUAUGCAUUGGAUCCUACUACCGAUGGAAGCGCAGAAGAAGGUCGUACUUUAAUUGGAGCAACUGAAUUAGCUGAAGAACAAGGUGGAAAAACAGUUUUUGAGCACACUAAAUUACGUCCAAAAGAUAAAAGAAAAAGACUUCGAAAUGACGAUCCAUCAGAUAUAAAUGGCUAUUUAGGUCCUUGGGGUGGUUAUGUUGACGAACAAAAAGUGAUAAAACCAACUGACGAAGAAGCUGCCGAACUUGAGGAAAUUCUAGCCAAACGAAAUAAGCGAGGCAAACAAGUAGAAGAGAAACCAUUAGAUGAAAAAACUGUUCUUCAUAUCAAAGAUCCUCUGGAUUAUCAAGGACGAUCCUUCCUCCACGCUCCUCAAGAUGUUGGGGUUAAUCUUAAAUCUGAUUCUCCGCCAGAACGAUGCUUUUUACCAAAAUCCCAGAUUCAUGUUUGGGAUGGACACAAAAAAGGAAUCUCUCAAAUCAAAUGGUUCCCAAAAACUGCACAUUUAUUAUUGUCUUGCAGUAUGGAUUGUAGAGUUAAACUAUGGGAAGUUUAUAAAGAGAGAAGAUGUAUACGUACUUAUUUUGGACAUCGUCAAGCUGUGAGAGACAUAAGUUUUGAUAACGAUGGAAAGAGAUUCUUAUCUGCUGGGUACGAUCGUUUUGUUAAACUUUGGGACACUGAAACUGGAGAAUGCAUCAGCAGAUUUACAAGUCGUAAAAUUCCUUACUGUGCUAAAUUUAACCCUGAUCCAGAUAAACAACAUCUUUUUGUUGCUGGUACUAGUGAUAAAAAGAUUAUCUGUUGGGAUGUAAGAAGCGGAGAAAUUACUCAAGAAUAUGAUCGACAUUUGGGAGCUGUCAACACGAUAACUUUCGUUGAUGAAAACCGGCGCUUUGUUACUACCUCUGAUGACAAAAGUCUUCGAGUAUGGGAAUGGGAUAUUCCUGUUGACAUGAAAUAUAUCGCAGAUCCUACUAUGCACUCGAUGCCGGCAGUUACUUUAUCACCAAAUCAAAAGUGGCUGGCAUGUCAGAGUAUGGAUAAUAAAAUAGUUAUUUUCUCAGCUUUGAAUAGAUUUAAGAUGAAUAGAAAGAAAACCUUCACUGGACACAUGGUGGCAGGUUAUGCUUGUGGACUCGAUUUUUCACCAGAUAUGAGUUAUUUAGUGUCCGGAGAUGCUGAUGGAAAGUGUUAUGUAUGGGAUUGGAAGACCACUAAGUUAUAUAAGAAAUGGAAAGCUCAUGAUGGAGUUUGUAUAGCUUCUUUGUGGCAUCCUCAUGAACCUUCUCGACUUGCUACCGCUGGUUGGGAUGGAAAAAUUAAAUACUGGGAUUAAUUUAUCAAUAUUUUGUAAUAAAAUGUGAACGAAAAAAAAUGUAAAUAAUCUUUGUAAAUAUAUUUACAAACAUCUUUGAUAUCUUUUAAA
Messenger RNA from Chelonus insularis, 2013 nucleotides. RefSeq names its product pre-mRNA-processing factor 17. The record is from RefSeq and is a predicted model, not a curated record. Gene Ontology annotation, cellular component: catalytic step 2 spliceosome. Gene Ontology annotation, biological process: mRNA splicing, via spliceosome. Gene Ontology annotation, molecular function: mRNA binding; protein binding. NCBI's taxonomy places the organism in Eukaryota, Metazoa, Arthropoda, Insecta, Hymenoptera, Braconidae. The transcript has 3 exons. Bases 151 to 1923 code for a protein of 590 amino acids.